CCACCAUCACAAUGUCCCUCCCGCCGCAGUACGCCAUACCCCGGCGGGGGGAGAGGUCAGACACGGCGUCGCCUCAACCGCCGCCCGUACCGCCGAAACACCAGCACCACCAGCCGGGCGGGCCGCGCGCGCCGGCGCCGGUACAGUCGUCACGAAGUCUCACCUUCUCGCCGGCCCCCGAGCCCCACGCAGCGCCAGUGUACAGCUUCAUCCUGCCCCCGCCCGCGAACGCCGGGUGGACGCCUUCGCCUUUCCCUUCUCCAGCACCGCAGAGCCCGCUGCAUGGCUUGGCUAACUCGGCGUACUCCGCCUCUACGGGGUACGCUAGCCCGCGGGAUCGGCACGGGCGAUCGUCGACGCCGACGCCGGCGCCAGCACCACGGCCGGCUGGAAGGGAUGUGUUCAGCUGUAACUCCCCACCAUCGCCGACAGCAGCGAGCCCACCGCCUGUGCCGCCGCCUCCCGCUCGCCCGCCGUCGUCGACAUCGUCGACGCAUAGCGCCGACGCGCGCCACACGACUCCGAGGAAACGCUUCGUUGUUAAAGGCGCGCGACCUUCCUCGCCGCGCACCGCCAUCUCGUCGCCUGCCCGAAGAGAUGCACGGCGUGUCCGUGAGCGAACGGCUCCGCGUGCCGAGCGCCCAGGGCUGUCGACGACACUCGAGUAUGUGCUUGCUCCGCUGCGGCUGCUCCUGGCCCCGCUGCAGGCAGUGCUGAGUCCCGUGCUGUGGCAUGUCGUCAACCUCGCCAUCCUGAUCACCGUCGCCGCUGCUCUACUUUACAUCGCCGUAUCGUAUGUGCGCAACGCGAUAUUUUCUGUCUUCUCGUCUGCUGGCGACGCAUCGUUGCCGACAACGGUGGCACUCCUGCCUCUCCGGCUGGUCGCCACCCCCGCCUGCCUCCUCACCAACGUCCUGUGCCCUCUCUCGCUCCUCAGCACGGGCAUCACGCCCAACGCGACAGCCAAGCCGUUCUGGAGACUCUUCUCCCAGCCGAUCGAGGUUGACGUCGCCGCUGUCUCACGCGAGCUGAGCAAGGAGGUGCGCAACGCCAAAGAUAUCUUCGACAGCCUGCAGGCGCUAGGUGACGGGCGAAUGACGGAAGGCCUGGGCCAUGUCAAGAUUCACGAGCUCGGUAUCGCGAUCCAGACGGGGUCGACGUUGAGUGAUCGGCUGAUUAUCGGCCAGGAGCUGAUUGACCUCGCCGACCUCGCGAGUGAGAUCACUGACGAAGUUGUUAUGAUCAACACGAUGUCCGUUUCCAUCUUCAGCUGGCUGUUCUGGGAGCAGUUCUCCCACCUGAGCCAGCUCCUCGCCCUGCCUCCCAAAGACCGGCCCAGCCCAGCCGUCCUCUCGUCUCGCCUCGACUCGCUCAUCAACCGCCUCGACAAGGACCUCGACCGCCUAUUCAUGAAGGUCGCGGCGGCAAUACCCAUCGCGACACAGGGCACCGAGAUGGGCUGGCAGCUGCUGCACCAUCUAUCAGGCAUCAAGUCGGACCUCACGGCCGAGCGGGACAGAUACCCCGGCUGGCAGAAAGCCCUCGACAUCGCGAGCCACUUCUUCACCGGCGGCGACCCAUCCAAGCUCACGCGCAUCUCGCGUGACCUAGAGCUGACGCGCACGACGAUCGCGGGCAUCGACGAGACGCGGUCCGGCCUUGAGCGCGUGCGCAUCGACCUCAUCGCGUUCCGUGACCAGGUACGCGCGUUCUCCGGCUCCGUAAUGGGCCUGCACCUUGGUGCGUCUGAAUCGAUCGGGCUGGGUCCAGAGCAGGAGAUGAGCAUCCUCAACGGUGUGGUCGGCGAGCUCGGGGUGGCGGUCGGCAGGGCCAAGCGGCGGCCGGCUGACCGCGAGCUGGGGAUUGACGGGGGGAGGGAGUAAGUGUCUGUAGCCAUAGAGUACCAG
Molecule: messenger RNA, 1907 nt
Organism: Vanrija pseudolonga
Lineage: Eukaryota; Fungi; Basidiomycota; Tremellomycetes; Trichosporonales; Trichosporonaceae
Exons: 4
Coding region: 12-1883 (623 amino acids)
Source: RefSeq, a predicted model, not a curated record